AUGAAGGGGAUCCAGCCUAGACUGCCAAAGUCCAUCCUGGACCAGAUUCAGGACUCAGGAAGUAAAAACAGCGGGAGCAGGCAGUCGCUCAAGAACACCAGGAAGCAAGGCCGAAAAGACCGGCGCAAGCAACAGCGCCUAGAUAAAAAACAGGCCAGACACAACAAUGCUCGAUUCUCCCACCAGGCAGAUGGUUCCAGCGACUCGGAAUCAUCAGACGAUGAGCCAGAGCCUUCGUAUUCUAAAAAUAAAUCGACAGUACAACCCUCCGACCUGAAAAAAAAGACUCCCAACCUAGCGCAAAAGACCGAUAGAGACGAUACAGUACCGACGAAGAAGGUGGAGGUUACAAAGAAAGUCGAGACUACGAAACCAGUUAUCCGGAAAGCGGUGGCCGAAAAACUUGACGAAGAUGAUGCUGAAAUCGCUGCUCUCGAGAAGAAAUUAAACAUCAAGGGCAAGAAACUGCCCACUGCUUUCAAAGAGGAUAAUCUAGACUGGCUCUUAGAUGGGUUCGAUUCUGAAGAUGAUGAACUCGAGAAUGAUCGACAGUAUCUUGCCGAAAAGCGGGGCAAGAAGCGGAAGAGGAAUGAGGAGGAAGAGCAUGGUGGAAACAUGAGUGAAUCAGGGAGCGAGGACUUCCAGGGUUCUGACGAGGAUAUGCUUGAAGAUAGUGAUAUAUCCGGUUCUGAGGAUGAGGGAAGUGAGGACGUCGAUAUGGAGGAUGCUGAAGGUGAUUGGUCUGGCUUCUCAUCAGACGCAGAUGAUGACGACCACGAUGCAGGAGACUCACAUCCACCGGCGCCUAAAGCUAAGCUUACAAAACCAGAUCCCACAAAACCUGCCAUCACAGCAGAUCAACCAACAAAAUAUAUACCCCCAGCCCAGCGAAGGAAACUCGCCGAGCUGCCCACAGAUGAUAUGUUACGCAAGAAGAUCCAAGGCCAAGUCAACCGUCUCACAGAACAAAGCAUGCUACAAAUCGUCAAAUCGAUCGAGGAACUCUAUCGUGAAUACCCAAGGCAGAGUGUCACGUCGACACUGACAACCUUGGUUCUAGCAUCAGUUUCCAACGAAGUCAACACAAGGGAGACAUUUUUUACGUUGUACGGUGGUUUUAUAGCCGCAUUGUAUAGGAUAUUGGGAACAGACUUUGGGGCACAUUUUGUUCAAAAUCUAGUUGAAGAUUUUGAUAAGUCCUACGGGGAGACAGUAAAGCUGGGGGAUGACCCGGCAGUCACAUCCACAAGCCCCAGCAAGAAGCAAGUCAAUGAUCUUGUUUCGCUACUUGCUGAGCUCUAUAACUUUGGGGUUGUUGGGUCAAGCUUAGUGUUUGACGUUAUUAGGAUAUUUACGUCUGAAGUCGCUGAGUUAAAUGCGGAGCUAUUACUAAAGAUCGUAAGGAGUAGUGGACCCCAGCUGCGCCAGGACGAUCCAACAGCUCUAAAGGAUAUCGUAUCUAUGCUUAAUGUCUCAGUCGCCAAAGUCGGUACCGAUAAAUUAAGCACAAGAUUCAAGUUCAUGAUCGAGACUUUGUCAAAUCUAAAGAAUAAUAAGGCGAGAAAAACAAAUGACGCUUCCGUUGUAGCAUCAGAAGCUAUCGUCCGUAUGAAGAAGACGCUGGGCACCCUGAACAGCAGAUCUUUACGGGCUACUGAACCUCUUCGACCCUCGCUCAAGGAUAUUCGAGAAGUAGAAACAAAAGGAAAAUGGUGGCUUGUUGGGGCUAGCUGGAGGAAUAACAUGCUUGAAGACGAGCCGAAGGUUAACGAGAGAGACGAAGAAGAGGCUGCAUCUGCAGUAUCGGACUCUGAGGAUGAUAUCAUAAACUACCAGCAGUUGGCUAGAGAACAGCGGAUGAACACAGAUAUCCGUCGAGCGAUAUUUACCGCUAUUAUGGAUGCAGGGGACUAUACCGACGCACGAGAGAAACUCUUCAAACUUCGUCUCAAGAAGAAUCAAGAACGGGAAAUACCCCACGUCCUCCUACACUGCUGCGGUAACGAAGCACAGUAUAACCCAUACUAUGCGCUUAUUGCACAGCAACUAUGCACACAACACCCUCUCCGCAUGGCAUUCCAAUUCAGUCUUUGGGAGGUUUUCCGGAAGAUGGGUGAAGAAGAUGACAUGAACCGCGGCGAGUCCCAUAUUAUGGACGAGGACGAAGAUGGCAUGCCACUUAGGAAGAUUGUUAAUUUGGCCAAACUUUACGGAUACCUGGUGGCACAUAGAUCACUAUCCUUGAAGGUACUAAAAACGCUACAACUAGUCUCCGUGCAGCCUAGUACGAAGAAUUUCUUGGAGGUAUUCUUUAUUACACUAUUCUCGCAGAUUAUGGAGAGGUAUCCCGGGUCUUCAAGUAAGCGGGAAUCAAGGCUUCGAGAGCUGUUUCGAGAAACGGCGGAGAAUCCAUCGCUUUCGAGAGGAUUGGAGUACUUUCUAAAGAAGAAUGUGGCGGGGAGUGAUAUUACUAAUGGGAAGAAGGAGAAGAAGGCAGUGAAGCAGGGAUGCGAGGUCGCUGCAGAGGUACUCAGAAGGGCGAUAUUGGAUGGAACAGAGGAGUCAUAA
Messenger RNA from Orbilia oligospora ATCC 24927, 2568 nucleotides. RefSeq lists its product as uncharacterized. NCBI's taxonomy places the organism in Eukaryota, Fungi, Ascomycota, Orbiliomycetes, Orbiliales, Orbiliaceae. Gene Ontology annotation, cellular component: nucleolus. Gene Ontology annotation, molecular function: protein binding; RNA binding. Gene Ontology annotation, biological process: ribosomal small subunit biogenesis. The transcript is spliced from 3 exons. The coding region runs from base 1 to 2568 and encodes 855 amino acids. The record is from RefSeq and is a predicted model, not a curated record.